CUCGUCUUUACAAAUCACAUACCGGAUUGAGCACCUUAUGACGAUAUGAGAACUACUAUCUCAUCAUUAGAAGCUUCAUAUCUGGUUAUGGCCUUGUCUAAGUAUAUAUGUUAUCUCAAAUACGGUAGGUACGACGUGUUCCACAAAGUCUCUUGCCAUCUCGCACAUAUCCAAUUUCAACCAUCUGGCUCUCACAUUGACAGUGCGUCUUACCAUUGAUAUUUUACAUCCAAUCCAUUAUAGUCAUGUCGAAGAUCAUCGCUGUCAUCGGCGCCACAGGCGCACAAGGUGGAUCUGUUAUUUCCACACUCCUAGCGGACGGCACCUACAAGAUUAGGGGUGUCACUAGAAAUGUUACGAGCGCUAAGUCUCAAGCCCUGACUGCGCAAGGGGUCGAAAUGAUACAAGCAGAUUUGGACGAUGAGCAAGCUUUAAUCAAAGCAUUCAAGGGAGUCUCCGCAAUCUAUGCGGUGACCGAUUUCAUUCAGCCAUUCGGCAAGUACGGUCCAGAAGUCGCACUCAAGGGAGAGGUUGCUCAAGGCAUUAACCUUGCGAAUGCUGCCUCCAAAACGUCAACUCUGGAACACUACAUCUGGAGCACAUUACCAAAUGGCAAAGAGCUCUCGGGUGGGAAGCACAUCGUUCCCCACUUUGAGGGAAAGAACCAGAUCGAUGCGUAUAUUAAGAACAACGCCAAACUCCUUGCCAAGACAACAUUCUUGUGGAAUACGUUUUAUGCUAGCAACCUAACGUUUCCCCCAUUCACCCCAAACUUAUUAAAAUCCUCCGGCAAAUAUGUCUGGCUCCAGCCAACUCCAGCCUCUACUCCAGUGACGAUGCUCGGAGAUGCGGAUGCAAACAUUGGGCCUUUCGUGAGUAGCAUUCUAAAAAGACCAGAUCUCACUUUACCAGGCAAAUUCGUUGUCGCAGCCGUAGAGGAGAUGACGCAUGGUGAGGUCCUCGCAACCUGGGGUCGGGCUACCGGUAAGGAGACGGAAUAUGUUGAAGUUACCCUCGAUGACUUUGAUCGCUUGUGGCCUGGGUGGGGUAAAGAGAUGGGUAUGAUGAUGCAGAUGUGGGGAGACUUAGGCCAUAAUAGCUGGGGCGGAGAGAAGGUUCUGACAAAGGAGGACUUGGGGAUCACCCAGCCUCUCAUCAGCACCGAAGCUUGGUUCAAGGCUGCUGACUGGGGGUUGUAAUGAAAAAGCCCACUAAUUAAUUUGUGUUAAUUCAAUUCAACGGUAUAUUCUCAAGAGUCAA
Messenger RNA from Pseudogymnoascus verrucosus, 1260 nucleotides. RefSeq lists its product as uncharacterized. The transcript is spliced from 3 exons. Lineage: Eukaryota; Fungi; Ascomycota; Leotiomycetes; Thelebolales; Thelebolaceae. Bases 246 to 1199 code for a protein of 317 amino acids. The record is from RefSeq and is a predicted model, not a curated record.